CGGGUGUCAGCCUGAGGGAGCCCCAGCUGAGGUCUGCCCUUGCCAAAUCCCGCCCUUGUCUGCUUGCCCGAUUGAAUGGGACACCGGGAGCAUCACCUCACUUAAGAGGUUGUUGAGGGAAGAUCAUCAGGAGAGGGUUAAUUUUCAGGAGGCUGCAGAGCACAGAAGAGAAAGCACAGAGGCUCAGGGCUGGUUCUACGAGGCUCCGAACACCGCUGGGGAGACAUGAGCUUGUUCAAAGAAGCUUCUAGACUUGCUGAAAGGUCGAAAUGAAUCCUGUUCAGCAUUCCCUGCCCUGGGUGUGAGGUCUUCCAGGAAGCCGGAGGCAAUGGCCUCCUAGUAGAAGCUGGAAGCUUCUAGUCAUCUGAUCAGAGAGCAGGAGCCCUUCUGGGGACAACAGUACCGGACAGGCAAAAACAGUUCAGCCCUGGAGAAAUGAAAUCCCAAAGGAGAACCACGCUGUGCUUCGUGUUCAUGAUGAUUUAUUCUUCCAGAGCUAUCCUUGACUUGAACCCAGAGCCUGCCGUCCAUCCUUUGAGUCUCCAUGAACAUGAACUAGAGGGUGAAGAACCCCUGAGGCAAAAACGAGCAGUCCAGAGGCCCGUGGUGGAAGAAUACACAGUGGAUAUUGAGAUCAGUGUUGAAAAUGUCUCCUCCCUGGAGUCCCUCAGAGCUCACCUGAGCAGCCUCCACUUUCCACUUCAUGGUAACAGCACCCACCUCACCGCCGACAUUCUCAGCAUAGCGGUGACCACGGUCUGCCAGCCUACCGCAAACGAGGUCUGGUGCUCCUGCGAAACAGGAUACAGGUGGCCUCGAGAAAGGUGCGUCCGCCAUCUCCCCUGUCAUCAACAGCCCGGAAGCAUCCUGCCAGGGCCCCACUGCCACUGCCUGAAAGGACUUCCACCCGGAGGGCCUUUCUGCCAGCUCCCAGAAGAAUAUUUGACCCUGAAAAUGAGAGUCAGACUGAAUGUGGGAUUUCAAGAAGACCUGAAGAACACCUCCUCGGCCCUGUAUAGAUCCUACACCACAGACCUAGAAAGAGCGUUCCGAGAGGGCUACAGAAUAUUACCAGGCUUCAAAUCCGUGACUGUGACUGGGUUCACCAAAGGCAGUAUUCUUGUGAACUAUGAAAUCAAGACUACAACACCACCAAGCGGGCUCAUGCAGAAAGCCAAUGAGAACGUCAUAAAGAACCUCAAUCAGACAUACAGAAUGGAUGAAGGCUCCUUCCAAAGUGUGCCCAGCAAUGAGACCAAGUUCACAAUUAUCCCAGAACAAGUCUUUGAAGGGGACAGCGUGACGCUGCAGUGUGAAAAUGACGUCUUGUCCCCCAACGUGUCCUGGCACUAUGGGGAGAACCGCUCCGAGAUCCAGAACAGCAGCAAGUUCUUGAUCUACAACGAGAUCCUCAACAUGACAUCCGUGUCACGCCUCACCAUCUACAACUUCACCCAGAGCGAUGCAGGUGACUAUGCUUGCAAAUUGCUGAUGGAUAUUUUUGAAUAUGGGACCUCAAGAAAAAUAGAUGUCAUACCCGUUCGAAUACUGGCCAAGGACCAAAUAAAGGUGAUCUGUGACAACAAUCCUGUGACUUUGAACUGCUGCAGUGAGAACAGCGUGAACUGGAGCAAUGUGGAAUGGAAUCAGAGAGGGCAGAUACGCAUUGCCGGAAUCCCGGAAACAGACCUAGAGUCUUUCUGCAGCACCUACACCAUCAGGGCUAAUGGAACCCAGUGCCCAGGCGGGUCCUCGGGAACCAAAGUCACCUACACCUGUGAGUUCAUCCGCAGUUACGGAGCCAGAGGCAGUAAGGACAUAGAAGUCACGUUCAUCUCUGUGGGAGAUAAUUCCAGCCACAAAGGGGAAGUGCACGAGCAUCUAAGGCAUGCGGUGGAAGUGAGUACAGUUCAGAGCACCACCUGGAACAGCCUAGAAACAAAUAAAGCCCAGGAGCAGCAAGCCAACCUAACAAUAACCCCGGACCCAAUUUCUGUUUCUGAGGGACAAAGCUUUUCUAUAAAAUGCAGCAGUGAUGUGAGUAACUAUGAUGAGGUUUAUUGGAAUACUUCUGCUGGGAUUAGAAUACAUCAAAGGUUUUAUACCAUGCGUUGGCAUCCUGCCGGAGCGGAGUCAGUGCUGACAGUGAGGACAGCUACCCGGGAGUGGAACGGGACCUAUCACUGCAUAUUUAGAUACAAGAACGCAUACAGCGUGGCCACCAAAGAUGUCACCAUCCACCCGGUGCCUCCGGAGAUCAUGGCCGACCCUCUGGAGGUGAGCGGCCUCUGCGUCGGUUCCUACUGCUUCAAGUGCUGCAUAGAUGAGGACGAGGACUACAGAGUCUCCUUCCAGGUGGAUUCCUCCCUCUUUCCUGCUGUGAAAGAAGUCCAUGGAAAGCAAGUUUGCUACAAGUACAAUCUCCACGUAAAACCAGUUCCUGCCUGUCCCAAAACCAUCGAGGUAUCUUGCCGGUUUACCAAUGCUGCUAACUAUUCCGUCUCGAGCCAGUCCAUGAAGCUCACCCUGGUUCCCGGGGAGAACGUCACGUGCAGAGACCCCAUCAUAGGUGUUGGUGAGCCCGGGAAAGUCAUCCAGAAGCUCUGCCAGUUCUCGCGAGUUCCCAGGAGCCUGGGCGGCGUCCUUGGCGGCGUUGUCACUUACAGAUGCGUGGACUCCCACUGGAGGGAGGAGAGGAAAAGCUGCAUCUCCGCCCCCAUCUAUGGCCUCCUCCAGCUGGCUAGGACAUUGAUCAAGAGUCCCUCCCAGGACCUGAAGCUCCCGGCCUACCUCAAGGAUCUUUCUGUCAGCACGGGCAAGGAGAAGCAGGACAUCCGCUCCUCCCCUGGGAGCCUGGGUGCCAUCAUUAACAUUCUUGGUCUGCUCUCGACUGUGCCAACCCAAGUGAAUGUGGAAAUGAUGAGGGACCUGCUCUCCACCGUGAAUGUCAUCCUGGACGCGUCCACCUUCCACUCCUGGCAGGAAUUACAACAGCAGCAGAGCAACCACACUUCCCAGCUGCUGCAUUCGGUGGAAAGAUUUUCCCAAGCCCUGUGGUUGGGAGACAGCACCCCUCCGUCUCUCUCCCACCCCAACGUGCAAAUGAGGAGCAUGCUGGUGAAACCAGGCCCCCCGAAACUCUACCAACAGAAGUUUGUUUUCCCGGACUCGGACCUCUGGGGCGACGUGGCCAUUGACGAAUGCCAGCUGGGCCACCUGCAGCCGGAGUCGUCCAUUGUCACCGUGGCCUUCCCGACCCUCAAAGCCAUUCUCGCCCCGGAGCUUCCCAGAAGGACUUCGGCCAGCAGCUUAGUGAUGACCACCACGGUCAGCCGCCAGAUGGCCAGGCCGUUCGGGAUUGCCAUGACUUUUAAGAGCAACCACUAUUCAAGGGAGAGGCCCCAGUGUGUCUUCUGGAACUUCAGCCUUGCCAAUCACACCGGGGGGUGGGACACCGGCGGGUGCUACGUGAAAGAAGUCCGUGCGGACACGGUGUCGUGUUACUGUGACCACCUCACCUCCUUCUCCAUCCUCAUGUCCCCCGACUCCCCGGACCCCGACUCUCUGAUGAAGAUCCUGCUGGACAUCAUUUCCUAUAUCGGGCUGGGCUUCUCCAUCCUGAGCCUGGCGGCCUGCCUGGUGGUGGAGGCCAUGGUGUGGAAGUCGGUCACCAAGAACCGGACGUCCUACAUGCGGCAUAUCUGCAUCGUGAACAUCGCGGCCUCCCUCCUCCUGGCCGACGCCUGGUUCAUGGUGGCCGCUGCCAUCCAGGACUAUUACUCCCCUCUCAAGGAGACAGCCUGCGUGGCCACCACCUUCUUCAUCCACUUCUUCUACCUCAGUGUCUUCUUCUGGAUGCUGACCCUGGGCCUCAUGCUCUUCUACCGCCUGGUGUUCAUCUUGCACGACGCUAGUAAGUCCACGCAGAAGGCCUUGGCCUUCUCGCUGGGCUAUGUCUGUCCCCUGGCCAUCGCGGCGGUCACGCUGGGGGCCACGCAGCCCAGGGACGCGUACACCAGGAAGAAUGCGUGCUGGCUCAACUGGGAGGACACCAAGGCGCUGCUGGCCUUCGUGAUCCCGGCGCUGGCCAUCGUGGUGGUCAACCUGACCAUCACCGUCGUGGUCAUCGCCAAGAUCCUCAGGCCCUCCGUCGGCGACAGGCCGAGCAAGCAGGAGAAGAGCAGCUUGCUGCAGAUCAGCAAGAGCGUCGGGGUGCUCACGCCGCUCCUGGGGCUCACGUGGGGGUUCGGGCUCGCCACCGUGUUCCAGGGGAGCAGCGCUGUCUUCCACAUCGUCUUCACGCUCCUCAAUGCCUUCCAGGGACUGUUCAUCUUACUCUUCGGCUGUCUCUGGGAUCAGAAGGUGCAGGAGGCUUUGCUGAACAAGUUCUCGCUGUCAAGAUGGUCUUCCCAGCACUCAAAGUCAACAUCCCUAGGUUCAUCGACACCUGUGUUUUCCAUGAGUUCUCCAAUAUCGAGAAGAUUUAACAAUCUUUUUGGUAAAACAGGAACGUAUAAUGUGUCCACACCAGAGACAACCAGCUCAUCCGUGGAAAAUUCAUCCAGUGCUUAUUCAUUGCUCAACUGAGUCCAGGCCACGUGACAUCCUGGGAACCCACUGUCCACCUGCGGACUGCGAAAGUCAAGUGUUCCCUCCCACUGCAGGCUCCUGGGCGCGGAUGCUGCCUGCAGAGACUUGUGUGGUAGAAAAGAGAACCAAUUCCUUUUGUAAAGACACCCUGAAAGUAAAUGUUACAUUAAUCUCACUCCCCAGCUCUUACUUCAUGGAAAGCUAAAUGUGUAUAGUAUUUAAGUGAAACUCAAAUCCCCCAACACCCAACCUUUCUGUCUAUAUUGUAAAAUAGAACUGUGAUGAGCCUUU
Messenger RNA from Dipodomys ordii (Ord's kangaroo rat), 4881 nucleotides. RefSeq names its product adhesion G protein-coupled receptor F5 (gene Adgrf5). Gene Ontology annotation, molecular function: G protein-coupled receptor activity. The record is from RefSeq and is a predicted model, not a curated record. NCBI's taxonomy places the organism in Eukaryota, Metazoa, Chordata, Mammalia, Rodentia, Heteromyidae. The transcript has 23 exons. Gene Ontology annotation, biological process: G protein-coupled receptor signaling pathway; cell surface receptor signaling pathway. Gene Ontology annotation, cellular component: membrane. The coding region runs from base 436 to 4587 and encodes 1383 amino acids.